This is a messenger RNA of Manis pentadactyla (Chinese pangolin), 768 nucleotides long. It is a transcript of the gene PVALEF, whose product is annotated as parvalbumin like EF-hand containing. The record is from RefSeq and is a predicted model, not a curated record. Lineage: Eukaryota; Metazoa; Chordata; Mammalia; Pholidota; Manidae. The coding region runs from base 1 to 768 and encodes 255 amino acids. Gene Ontology annotation, molecular function: calcium ion binding. The transcript has 5 exons.
AUGCCGGCCUCACUCUGGGAGCCAGGAUGGACGAGGACUUCUCAGAUGAAGAAGACGGCCUUAGCCACGGGCACGUCCCUGUUGGACACGGACAUAUUGCUGCGGCCCAUGGACAUGAGGCACCCUGGGACAGCCUCCCCCGAGCUCCUUCAACUCCAGGCCUCUGGGAAGCUGGACAGUGCCACUCACCGGGCCUUCCAGACCCUGGACAAGGACAAGAGCGGCUUCACUGAGUGGAGUGAGGUCAAGGACCUCCCGUCCACUGAUCCCAGCAGCACGGCGGUCACUCCACUGACGGAUGGGAAGGCUGAGGCCGUGGUCCAGGCAGCCAACAUGGACGGGGUUGGGAGGGUUGACUUUGAAGAAUUUUCUGAAUUGCUUGAAAAGGAGAAAAUCCCAAGGAAAGAGUGGGCCCACGGCCAGCCCGGCCCAGAGAGCGUCCCCGGAGGAGCCUGCGGGACACACAGGCCGUCCAGGAGGCCACGGGGGUGGACGCAGCUCGAGCCAGGAAAAUGGAAGGGAAACAACACUAAAGAAGCGACACAGCCCGUGCGUUUGUGGGGGGGGGGUAGCCAGGGGUGCGUCCACCCGGCCCCCAACCCCUCACGGGUCCGGGCUGACGCUGCGGGCCCCCUUGCCCAGCACCAGCCGGCCUCUGCUCUUGCCUGGGGCCUGCACAGCAGCCGGGCGGGCUCAGACGGGUCCCCCUGUGCCCCAGGCUUCGCCCUUGCCUCCUCCUCCCUCCCUCAACGCCCCACUUCUCCCUAA